AUGGCACAGGCCGGUCCUCCCUUGGCCCGACUAGGAUUCUGUGCCUCCACCGCCUCCCGAGGUGUUUGGCGCACAUCAGCGACACAGGCGCCCCACACUUGGAAAGCCCCUCCCUCCUUUUCUUCCCCUCCUCUCUCUCGAGCUGCUCUCAUCUCCCGGCAUUUCUCCUCAUCAUCUCCCAAAAUGUCUUACACUAUCCGCAAGAUCGCUCAGCCUUACACGCUGGAGCACCGUGUCUACAUCGAGAAGGAUGGCGUCCCCGUCUCUCCCUUCCACGACAUUCCCCUCUACGCCAACAAGGAGCAGACUGUCCUGAACAUGGUCGUUGAGAUUCCUCGCUGGACCAACGCCAAGCAGGAGAUCUCCAAGGAGGAGUUCCUCAACCCCAUCAAGCAGGACACCAAGAAGGGCAAGCUGCGCUUCGUCCGCAACUGCUUCCCCCACAAGGGUUACCUCUGGAACUACGGUGCCUUCCCCCGCACCUGGGAGGACCCCAACUCUGUCCACCCCGAGACCAAGGCCAAGGGUGACGACGACCCGCUCGACGUUUGCGAGAUCGGUGAGCUUGUCGGCUACCCCGGUCAGGUCAAGCAGGUCAAGGUUCUCGGUGUCAUGGCCCUGAUCGACGAGGAGGAGACUGACUGGAAGAUCAUUGUCAUCGAUGUCAACGACCCUCUCGCCGCUAAGCUGCACGACAUUGAGGAUGUCGAGCGUCACCUUCCCGGUCUCCUGCGUGCCACCAACGAGUGGUUCCGCAUUUACAAGAUCCCCGACGGAAAGCCCGAGAACCAGUUCGCCUUCUCCGGCGAGUGCAAGAACAAGAAGUACGCCGAGGAGGUCAUCCACGAGUGUGCCGAUGCCUGGGAGAAGCUCAUCUCCGGCAAGACCACCCCCGGUGACAUCAACCUCGGCAACACUGAGGCUCCCGAGGGCGAUGCUCACCGUGCUGACGCCGCUCAGCUCGCUGCUAUCCCUGCCAACCAGGAGCUUGCCCCCGCUCCCAUUGAUGGCUCCAUUGACAAGUGGUUCUUCAUCUCCGGUGCCGCUGUCUAA
This is a messenger RNA of Penicillium pulvis, 1053 nucleotides long. It is a transcript of the gene ipp1, whose product is annotated as inorganic diphosphatase IPP1. Gene Ontology annotation, biological process: phosphate-containing compound metabolic process. Gene Ontology annotation, cellular component: nucleus; cytoplasm. The transcript is spliced from 3 exons. The coding region runs from base 1 to 1053 and encodes 350 amino acids. The record is from RefSeq and is a predicted model, not a curated record. Gene Ontology annotation, molecular function: inorganic diphosphate phosphatase activity; magnesium ion binding. Lineage: Eukaryota; Fungi; Ascomycota; Eurotiomycetes; Eurotiales; Aspergillaceae.